UCGGAUCAAGAACAAUUCCAUUAGCCCUAGGAAGCUUUCCUCUUCCCUCUCUCUUUGUCGCGUCAGUCCUGGAUUGCUGAUCGAUCCUUAGCUUAGGUAUCGGGAGAAUGAGAAAUCUGUGACGGAUUCUCUCGCGAGGAGUCAGGUCUGCGAGGGAUUUGAUUGAGCGAGCAUCGCAUCGAGAAAAUGCGGAGAUCCAGCUGGGGAAUCGCUGGCCUCUUUCGUGAGUGGAGAUUCUCGCUGUUCUAAGGUGGGCAAGGUUUCUUGUUCCAGAGGGGAAGUUUCGGGCGAGGAGCUCCUCUGGGAUUUCUUUCUAGCCAUGGGCGGAGGAGAGAAAUUGGAGUUUUGGCGAUCUUUCUUCAGGGAUUUGGAGCACGAUCUCUGGACGGUGAUCGACCGGGGCAUCGCGAUCGCGGCGGCGGACUUCCCCGACAAGCUUAGGGAGAGGCGCGAUGGGAUCGCCGAGAAGCUAUUUCAGCAAAUCGCUUGCCGGGCGGGGCCGAUCGAGGAGGAGGAGGAGGAGGCCGCGGUGCUACGGGGAUCGGUGAGCCGCCACAGCGAAAUCUCUCCAGCCAUCACGGCGUGCGAUCACGAGUAUGGGAAUUCCGUGAUGGACAUGGGCAGUGGGAAUCGCGAGGGCGAUGUCAAGGAAGUUUUCAAGAUUAAAAAGGAGCUGGUAGAUCUUGAUAAGAACGAUGACGACAUUUUAGAACUUCUUGUGCGAUUGACAGAUUUAAAUCUCUCGAUCGAGACUCUGAAGGCGACUGAGAUUGGCAAGCCUGUGAACAAUCUGCGGAGACACGGCUGCGAUCAAAUAAAGUCGGCCGCCAGGAAACUUAUCCGAUCGUGGAAGGCUGUAGCCGACGAAUGGGCCAAAAGUCUAGACGACGUGCAAGGAAACGAUGAACAAUGCACACCGGCACCACCACCCAUUGACGAAGACGAGCUCUUCGCGACCACUUUCGAGAUGACAAAGCUCAUAGAUCUCAUGGAUAAUAGCAUGGAUAACAACAUGGCGACGGGGUGCUCGAUCUCGGCGGACGAAUCGCCACUCAACUCAUCGAGCCGCGCCUCGCACUCACCGAUGCCAGUGUCCCCAUUUUACAAUAAUUCUGGGGACCACUUCCGGCCGAGCGGACUUAAACAUGCCAGGAAAGAUGAAAGGAAGCCACCGAUGCUGGAUGCCUCCUUCCACAGAAAAAAAGAGAGGCCACAGCAACAAUCGAGACGAGAAAGUGAUCAUCCUGAGAAUGACAAGCUCGCGGCCGCAAAACGUAAACUGCAAGAAGGCUACCAACGAGCAGAAACUGCUAAGAAGAACCGGACUGUUCAAGUCAUGGAUUUGAUGGAUCUUCCCAAAGGAACGGGAGGGCCAAAGGCAGUAAAACGGGCUCCCGGUGGAACGAAUAACAGUAAUAACAAGCCUCCUCACGGUUUGCCACACCGAAGGUGAAAUUCUGGCAAAUUUUUCUACGUGUAGCAGGAUGAGAGACAAUCUGUACAAUAGUAAAAGAAAAAAGAUUAAAUAUACAAUCUAUGCUCUAGACCAAAGCUCUAGAAGCUAGAAGUUUUAAUAAA
This is a messenger RNA of Selaginella moellendorffii, 1578 nucleotides long. Its product is annotated as probable mediator of RNA polymerase II transcription subunit 26c. Bases 320 to 1453 code for a protein of 377 amino acids. The transcript has 9 exons. Gene Ontology annotation, cellular component: nucleus. NCBI's taxonomy places the organism in Eukaryota, Viridiplantae, Streptophyta, Lycopodiopsida, Selaginellales, Selaginellaceae. The record is from RefSeq and is a predicted model, not a curated record.